Myxocyprinus asiaticus (Chinese sucker) is the source of this 4518-nucleotide messenger RNA. RefSeq names its product zinc finger protein 721-like. The record is from RefSeq and is a predicted model, not a curated record. Lineage: Eukaryota; Metazoa; Chordata; Actinopteri; Cypriniformes; Catostomidae. The transcript has 6 exons. The coding region runs from base 140 to 4015 and encodes 1291 amino acids.
AGAAAACACAAGAAGUAGAAAGAACUCCGACACCCCAAAUCAUUAAAACAGAAUAAGAAGACACCCAAAAUAGUGCACUAUAUAGUGAAUAGGGGACGAAUUCAGACACUACUACAGUUUGAGCUCUCAGUUCGAACUGAUGGAAGUGAAAGAGGAAAGUCAAGAGCUGAUUGAUUUGGAGGAGAAACUUCAGUGUCAGAAACAUCAUGAUUUCACAACUGGAGAAGAAUCUUCGAGUUGCUCACCAAAAAAUCCUCAAAGAAGAGCAACCAAAAAUUCUUUAACCUGCUCUCAGUUUGAAAAAUGUUUAACGUAUAAACACAAUCUUAAUAAGCAGACAAGUAUUCAAACAGGAGAAAAACCUUUCACAUGCCAUCAGUGUGGAAAGAGUUUCACAAGUAAAUAUUAUCUUCGAGUACAUGAAAUUGUUCAUACUGGAGAAAUGGCUUUCAUCUGUCAUCAGUGUGGAAAGGGUUUCACACAAAAAGGACAUUUUAUUGAACACAUGAGAGUUCAUACUGGAGAGAAGCCUUACAUGUGCCAUCAGUGUGGAAAGAGUUUUGCAUCUCCAACUUCUUUCAAGAAUCAUCUCCGCCGUCACUCUGGAGAAAGGCCAUUUGAAUGUGAUCAUUGUGGUAAAACGUUUGUUUUGAGUUCAGACCUAAACCAACAUCUGAAACGGUACACAAAUGAGAAGCCUUACAAAUGUUAUUUUUGUGGAAAGGGUUUUGCACGCCUGUGCUUUUUGAAUGCGCACCAGAAAAUACAUGCCGGCUUGAGGCCUCAUAAGUGCUUUGAAUGUGGAAAAACAUUUACAGCAGUUUCCAACAUGGAAAAGCACCAAAGAAUUCAUACUGGAGAAAAACCAUACAAGUGCACACACUGUGGAAAGAGUUUCACUCGGUCAGACAGCUUGAAAACACAUGAGAGAAUCCAUACUGGAGAAAAACCAUACAAGUGCUCACACUGUGGAAAGAGUUUCAAUGUGUCACAAAGCUUGAAAACACAUGAGAAAGUCCAUACUGGAGAAAAACCAUACAAGUGCUCACACUGUGGAAAGAGUUUCACUAUUUUAAAAAAUCUGAAAACACACAAGAGAAUUCAUACUGGAGAGAAACCUUACAAGUGCUCACAUUGUGGAAAGAGUUUCACUUGGUCACAAAGCUUGAAAACACAUGAGAGAAACCAUACUGGAAAAAAACCAUACAAGUGCUCACACUGUGGAAAGAGUUUCACUGUGUCACAAAGCUUGAAAACACAUGAGAGAAUCCAUACUGGAGAAAAACCAUACAAGUGCUCACACUGUGGAAAGAGUUUCACUGUGUCACAAAGCUUGAAAACACAUGAGAGAAUCCAUACUGGAGAAAAACCAUUCAAGUGCUCACACUGUGGAAAGAGUUUUGCUAUUUUAAAAAGCCUGAAAACACACAAAAGAAUUCAUACUGGAGAGAAGCCUUACAAGUGCUCACACUGUGGAAAGAGUUUCACUUGGUCACAAAGCUUGAAAACACAUGAGAGAAACCAUACUGGAGAAAAACCAUACAAGUGCUCACACUGUGGAAAGUGUUUCACUGUGUCACAAAGCUUGAAAACACAUGAGAGAAUCCAUACUGGAGAGAAACCAUACAAGUGCUCACACUGUGGAAAGAGUUUCACUUGGUCACAAAGCUUGAAAACACAUGAGAGGAUUCAUACUGGAGAAAAAACAUACACAUGCUCACACUGUGGAAAGAGUUUCGCUAUUUUAAAAAGCCUGAAAACACACAAGAGAAUUCAUGCUGGAGAAAAAUCAUACAAGUACUCACACUGUGGAAAGAGUUUCACUCUGACAAAAAAACUGAAAACACACAAGAGAAUUCAUACUGGAGAAAAACCAUACAAGUGCUCACACUGUGGAAAGAGUUACGCUCGGUCACAAUGUCUGAAAACACAUGAGAAAAACCAUACCACUGCUCUUCAUGUUUCCACAGAGCAGAUCAUGUGGCUCCCAGCUGAUGACCCCGUAGCUGCACAAAUGAAGCUGGCAUCGGCAGAGAUGCUGCAAGCACUGAUUUCUUUUGAUUUUCCCAUGAUAUCAAGCAGAGAGGUACUGAGUUUGAAGAUGUUCAUCAUGAGAGAGCAGGUGGAUGUGAUUCACGCUGGAGAACAGCAGAUGCUGCAGACACCAGUGAAGAUUGAAGUGAAGCAGGAGGAGAUAAAAGAAGAAAACACAACAGAGGAACAACAGAGUGAUGAAGAUGAUGAUGAACAGCAGAUGCUGCAGAUACCAGUGAAGAUUGAAGUGAAGCAGGAGGAGAUAAAAGAAGAAAACACAACAGAGGAACAACAGAGUGAUGAAGAUGAUGAACAGCAGAUGCUGCAGAUACCAGUGAAGAUUGAAGUGAAGCAGGAAGCUAUAAAAGAAGAAAACACAACAGACGAACAACAGAGUGAUGAAGAUGAUGAAGAAACCACAGCAGAGGAACAACAGAGUGAUGAAGAUGAUGAUGAACAGCAGAUGCUGCAGACACCAGUGAAGAUGUGUUCAGUGAAGCUGCUGGACUGCAGGAACCUGAUGAAGAUGAGAGGAGAAACCACAACAGAGGAACAACAGAGUGAUGAAGAUGAUGAUGAAACCACAGCAGAAGAACAACAGCGUGAUGAAGAUAACAAUGAUUUUAUUACUUCAGAGCUUAUGGAAGUGAAAGAGGAAAGUCAAGAACUGAUUGAUUUGGAGGAGAAACUUCAGUGUCAGAAACAUCAUGAUUUCACAACUGGAGAAGAAUCUUCGAGUUGCUCACCAAAAAAUCCUCAAAGAAGAGCAACCAAAAAUUCUUUAACCUGCUCUCAGUUUGAAAAAUGUUUAACGUAUAAACACAAUCUUAAUAAGCAGACAAGUAUUCAAACAGGAGAAAAACCUUUCACAUGCCAUCAGUGUGGAAAGAGUUUCACAACUAAGCAUUAUCUUCGAGUACAUGAAAUUGUACAUACUGGAGAAAUGCCUUUCACCUGCCAUCAAUGUGGAAAGAGUUUCAAAAGUAAAUAUUAUCUUCGAGUACAUGAAAUUGUACAUACUGGAGAAAUGCCUUUCACCUGUCAUCAAUGUGGAAAGGGUUUCACACAAAAAGGACAUUUUAUUGAACACAUGAGAGUUCACACUGGAGAGAAGCCUUACAUGUGCCAUCAGUGUGGAAAGAGUUUCACAUCUGCAGCUAUUCUCAAGGAUCAUCUCCGCCGUCACUCUGGAGAAAGGCCAUUUGAAUGUGAUCAUUGUGGUAAAACAUUUGUUUUGAGUUCAGGCCUAAAACAACAUCUGAAACGGUACACAAAUGAGAAGCCUUACAAAUGUUCUAUUUGUGGAAAGGGUUUUGCACGCCUGUACUUUUUGAACACGCAUCAGAAGAUACAUGCCGGCGUAAGGCCUCAUAAGUGCUUUGAAUGUGGAAAGACCUUUACAGCAGUUUCCAGCUUGGAACAGCACCAAAGAAUUCAUACUGGAGAAAAACCAUACAAGUGCUCACACUGUGGAAAGAGUUUCACUGGGUCACAAAGCUUGAAAACACAUGAGAGAAUCCAUACUGGAGAAAAACCAUACAAGUGCUCAAACUGUGAAAAGAGUUUCACUGGGUCACAAAGCUUGAAACUGCACGAGAGAAUUCAUACUGGAGAGAAACCAUACAAGUGCUCACACUGUGGAAAGAGUUUCACUAGGUCUAAAAGCUUGAAAACACAUGAGAGAACCCAUACUGGACAAAAACCUUACAAGUGCUCACACUGUGGAAAACGUUUCACUCGGUCAGAUAGCUUGAAAUCACACAAGAGAAUCCAUACUGGAGAGAAACCUUACAAGUGCUCACACUGUGAAAAGAGUUUCACUGUGCUACAAAGCUUGAAAACGCACGAGAGAACUCAUACUGAACAAAAACCUUACAAGUGCACACACUGUGGAAAGAGUUUCACUCGGUCAUACAACCUGAAAACACAUGAGAGAAACCAUCCCACUGCUCUUCAAGUUUCCACAGAGCAGAUCAUGUAGUUACUCAUAUGAAAAGUUGUUGCCCAAAAUAGUCACAGAGAGAAGUUUGUCUCCAGGUAAAAUUUUGCUUAAAACCUAUUCACAAAACUGCCAAGAGCAAGUUUUACUAAGGAUAUCGAAGGGUGCUUUCACACUGGCAGUUUAGUUUGAAACAGAGCAUGGUUCGCAUGAAAAAUUGGUAAUGUGAAAGCUGUCAUGUGGACCGGGGAGCGCACCACGGUACCAAACCCGAGACUACCUGUAGGAGGUGGUCUUGAGUUCAGGAAGUAAAGUAACCUGCGCAUGCGUUUUAGCUGAUGACGACAUCAUUAGUUUCGAAAACACAUGAGGAUCCACACAUUCCUGAAAGUCCCAAAAAAGUAAUGACACCACAAUGACAUACAAGUACAAUCAACACUAUAAAUACUGUCUGUCUAUCAGUCUAUACACCUUAUAAAUACUAUAUACAGUGCAUCCGGAAAGUAUUCACAGCGCUUCGCUUUUUCCACAUUUUGUUAUGUUAC